CAAUGGGAGGAGCGGAAGGGCUGUAGGGGCCGGUGGCGGCAGGGCGCCGUUUGUACUUUUCUCUGUCCGCGCUCUGAGCCGCUCCCGCCCGCUCCGCGCUGUCCUCUCUCUCCUGUUCCCGUCCGGCUCUCACCGCAGGGUGGUCUCAUCAGCCCAGAUAUGUCAACCCUGAUCUUUGUGGAUAAGGAGAAUGGUGAAGUUGGUGCAACUAAGAACCAGCUGAGGCGCCCUUCAUUAUCAUCAAAAGUCUUAUCAGAAAGAACACAAGUCAAUACUCCACUUCCAAAAAAACCAAUCAGAACUCCAGCCACAUCCCACUCUGUCAGAAAAGCUCUUGGAAACGUGAACAGAACUGUAGGAGUUACAAGCAAGAAGGAACAGAGAGAUAAAAAUCAGCCUUGCAGUGCAAAGAAAGUUGCUGAAAAAGCUGUUGGAUUAGAAAGCUGGGAUGCAGUGGGUGAUGAAGCUUACCCAGAAAUAGAAAACAUGUUUCCAUUUGAUCCUCUAGACUUCGAGAGUUUUGAAGUUCCUGAAGAGCACAGAUUAAGCAAUAUCAAGCUGUAUGGUGUUCCUCUCAUGAUACACACAAGUACUUGUGACAAACCUGUGAACAUAACUUGUUCACCUGUGAAGCUUGAAAAGAUGCCUUGGGAGUCUGACUUGCUCCAACCACCUACUGACUUUAUUUCUACGCUGGAUGACAUCAUUGAUAUGCCACCUAUGAACUAUGACUUUUAAAAGUAUACUUUGAAGUUUCUAUUGAAUUUCCUGUUUAUAAUAAAGGUUAGUUUAACAUGUGAAAUAAAA
Messenger RNA from Centrocercus urophasianus (Greater sage-grouse), 807 nucleotides. It is a transcript of the gene PTTG1, whose product is annotated as PTTG1 regulator of sister chromatid separation, securin. Bases 160 to 738 code for a protein of 192 amino acids. The record is from RefSeq and is a predicted model, not a curated record. NCBI's taxonomy places the organism in Eukaryota, Metazoa, Chordata, Aves, Galliformes, Phasianidae. The transcript is spliced from 6 exons. Gene Ontology annotation, cellular component: nucleus; cytoplasm. Gene Ontology annotation, biological process: chromosome organization.